AUGACUGUACACGUGACCUUCGCCAUGGCCAGUUUGCUCCUGGCCUGGCUGGCCAAGGGCUGCGAGAAGGAGUUGGAGAGGGAGCUGGGCCGCGACCAGCUGGUGGACCUUCUGCGGACCUUCAUGGUCUUUCAGGACCGGUGUGGCUCGCUGACUGACGCCUCGCUGAUGGGCUUGCACGCAGCGAUGCAGUUUUUAGGUGAAAAGCGCGACAUGACGCCCCCGAAGGUGGUGCGUAGAAGCACCUCCCGUGUGGAAUUCGUGGAUUUCAAAGCUGGUUGA
Messenger RNA from Effrenium voratum, 282 nucleotides. The record is from the annotation of a GenBank genome assembly. Lineage: Eukaryota; Dinophyceae; Suessiales; Symbiodiniaceae.